UCCAAAAAUCAAAAUAAUAACACAAGUAGAGAACCCUCCCCCUCUAAUCGACAACACCAACAAAACUUAUUUUUAUGUCAAAGUCGUUGGUGCCGCAAACAAUUCAGAACAAAGAACACUUCUAAAGUUUCAGAAGCCAUAGAGAGAAAUCAUGUCGAUCCCUUCCUACAUUUCCGUCACGCAAAAGCCAAUUUCCGUCAAGCUAAAGAGCCCGAAGCAGCUCCACCUGCUGCCGAGCCCGCGCCGCGCGAGCCGGCUCUUCCUUCCUCUCCUAGCCUUCCUCGCAUUGCUCGGCAUCUCGCAAGUGCUUCUCCCUCCUCUCCCUCGCGCCGCCCGCCGCCUCGACCGCGGUCACACCGCCGAUGACGAGGAAUUCUGGACGUGGGCCCAGGCGGGCCCGCCGAGCGUCCGGCCGUGCCUGGACUUCACCGAGCCAUACCGCGCCGAGCUGCAGGACGGCCCGAGGAAGUACAUGAUGGCCAUCGUGUCCGGCGGACUGAACCAGCAGAGGAAUCAGGUCGUCGACGCGGUCGUGAUCGCGAGGAUCAUCGGUGCGGUGCUCGUCGUGCCGGUGCUUCAGGUCAACCAAGUGUGGGGAGAUGAAAGUGAGUUUGAGGACAUAUUUGAUGUGGGAUGGUUCAAGGAGACGUUGAAGGAUGAUGUAAGGGUGGUGUCGUCGUUGCCGGCGACGCACCUCAUGAAGCGGCGGGUUAGAGCGCCGGUGAUGCCCUUCGACGCCGGCGAGGACUGGGUCCGGAGCAACUACGUGAACAAGCUCAGCACGAGCAGUGUCUUGCUUCUUCGAGCUUUUGAUUCGCGACUCGCCAAGAACCUUACCUCUGAUCUACAGAAGCUAAGAUGCAAGGUUGCUUUUGAAGCUUUAAGAUUCCAACCAUGGAUUGAAGAGCUUGCAAAUAGGUUUGUGAAGAGGAUGAAAGAGGAAGGUCCAUAUGUGGCCCUACAUCUGAGGCUAGAAAAGGAUGUAUGGGUGAGAACAGGUUGCCAUUCAGGCCUCGGACCGCAAUCGGAUAUCGUGAUCGCAAAUGAACGGGCCUCGAAGCCCCAAUUUUUAACUUCGCGCACCAAGCUCACACCGCAACAGCGCCACAUUGCUGGUCUUUGCCCCCUCAAUGCCAAUGAGAUCUCAUGGAUGCUCGAAGGGCUCGGAGCGUCGAAAAACACGAGGAUCUAUUGGGCCGGAGGAGAGCCCUUUGGGGGUCCAAAUGCGCUCGAGCCGCUUCGAUCACAAUUCCCCAAAUUAUCCAACAAAUGGGACCUGGCCCGGCCCGGCGAACUCGAGGGUCUAAAGCAAAAGCCAUCUGUUCUUGCUGCAGUAGACUAUGAAGUGUGUCUCAAGAGCCAGCUCUUCAUGGCUAGUCAUGGAGGAAACAUGGCUCGUUCACUGCAGGGGCAUCGAACUUAUAUGGGCUACGGUAAGCCGAUCAGGCCAAACAAGAGGAUGUUAGUGCGUUUAUUCACAAACAACGCAUUAAGCGAUGAAGAGAUUAAGAAGAAUAUAAAGCAAAUACAUACGGAGCCCUCGGAUUCAGCAUUAUUAUCUCAUGCUAAUCCAAAUCGAGACGUAAUUGCUUUUCCUAUCCCACACUGUAUGUGUACAAAAGAAAAAUAAGUUUCGAAUUUACAUGUAGUAGAAUUUUGGUUACUUGAAUUACAAAUUUGUCGAGGAGGAGAUUGUACAUAGAUUGAGAGAUUAUUAUGAAUGUUUUUUCUUUUUUUCUUUUUUUUUUUGGUGCUGGGCUGAGUGACUUGGUUACGGAAGCUCCUGUUAGCUAAAGAAUUUUGCAAAGA
Molecule: messenger RNA, 1809 nt
Organism: Ananas comosus (pineapple)
Lineage: Eukaryota; Viridiplantae; Streptophyta; Magnoliopsida; Poales; Bromeliaceae
Exons: 6
Coding region: 152-1630 (492 amino acids)
Cellular component (GO): cytoplasm
Source: RefSeq, a predicted model, not a curated record